Phycomyces blakesleeanus NRRL 1555(-) is the source of this 999-nucleotide messenger RNA. RefSeq lists its product as hypothetical. The record is from RefSeq and is a predicted model, not a curated record. The transcript has 3 exons. Bases 1 to 999 code for a protein of 332 amino acids. NCBI's taxonomy places the organism in Eukaryota, Fungi, Mucoromycota, Mucoromycetes, Mucorales, Phycomycetaceae.
AUGUCUCUCCUGACUUUAGAAGAUGCCAUUAUCGCAAAGACAAUGCUAGAAAGACAUGCCAAGAGUCGUGAUGUUCAGAAAGCUACAAGAGAUGAGGUCACAGGAAUGAGAAAGCCGAGAAUUAGUGAUGUCAACAACCUGAAGUAUAGCUUUACUCGUGGUGAGGGUGUCAGCAACCUUGGUGAAGAAAGAUUAAAGGGCUUUCCUAUUGCAUUCGCGCAGGUUUUCGAUGAGACAGAGACUAGCUAUGCUUGGUUUGUAAAGUCGUUGAAAUCAAUCGUGUUGGAAAGAAUCGAGGACUGCCCUACCUUUGUUACAGAAAAGUGCAAGACAUUAAUUAAUGCUCUUGAUUCUGAGCCCCCUGUGAACAAAAAGCUUCUCUGUGGCUGGCACAUGAUAAACAACAUUGCCAAGAUGGCAAAGAAGACUAUGAAGGCAGGCGAAGACAGGAAUACGUGCACCAACUUGAUCAACGGCAUGAAGCUUGGAGACAAUGCUGACAAUGACAAAGUGAAAAGUUUUGAGGAGUACUUUGAGAAAGAGUGGAUGAGUUUCAAAGAGAAAUGGGCUGGCUACCUCACCAGUAAGUUAAAGAACUUUGACUGUGUGACGGUACAGCGUGUUGAGAGUGACCACCGUGCCUUGAAAAGGAGUAUCUCGACUCUCCAGUCUUUGGACUCUUCGUUUGAGAAAAUAUGUUUAUAUCUCUUGCAACUCGAGGGUGACUACCAAGAUAGUAGACUGGACAAGGAGUUGGUGAUCGACGCAAGAAUCCUUGGUGACAAGCGCCUUUGUGAAUUGGUCAAUUCGGUUUCCAGAAUAGCAUUGUUCACGAUUCACAUCAAAUUUGAAGAAGCUACCGUUGUUGAAGUAUGUUACUGCAGUGAAAACAAUGUUUGGUCUCCCUUGCCGCCAUACUCUGCCAAGACAUCAGGCCCUCACGCUUACACAUAUUCCUUAAAGACGGGUUCUCUCUUCUGUCCUGUCAUUCCAUAUUAA